Molecule: messenger RNA, 192 nt
Organism: Opisthorchis viverrini
Lineage: Eukaryota; Metazoa; Platyhelminthes; Trematoda; Opisthorchiida; Opisthorchiidae
Exons: 1
Source: RefSeq, a predicted model, not a curated record
AUGGUGGAGAAAAAUAUUUUGAGGAGGGAAAACGAUGACGGUUUUGUAUACUACCUCGUGGUUCAAAUAAACGGACAUUUACCAAGUCAGUAUACAGACUGGGGUCAUUCUCAGUCCGUCCAAACUCAACUAACUAAUCAGGUGCAAGAAAAUCGGGCCAAUGCUCACGUCAAAUCCGGAAAUGACCAAUCC